Sceloporus undulatus (fence lizard) is the source of this 10719-nucleotide messenger RNA. RefSeq names its product huntingtin (gene HTT). Gene Ontology annotation, cellular component: cytoplasm; nucleus. NCBI's taxonomy places the organism in Eukaryota, Metazoa, Chordata, Lepidosauria, Squamata, Phrynosomatidae. The record is from RefSeq and is a predicted model, not a curated record. Bases 70 to 9165 code for a protein of 3031 amino acids. The transcript has 66 exons.
GCUUCCUGAGCCCCGCCAGCGCCGCCGCUUCCGAGCCCGAGCCCCGCGUCUUGGAGGGCAGGGACGGCCAUGGCCACCAUGGAGAAGCUGAUGAAGGCCUUCGAGUCCCUACGCUCUUUCCAGCAGCAGCAGCAGCAGCAGCAGAGCCCCGCUGCCGGAGCGGAAUUUGUUCAGAGUCAAAAGAAAGAGCUUUCCACAACUAAGAAAGAUCGAGUAAAUCAUUGCCUAACAAUAUGUGAAAAUAUCGUUGCUCAGUCUUUGAGAAACUCUCCAGAAUUUCAGAAAUUGCUGGGAAUUGCUAUGGAACUUUUUCUUCUCUGUAGUGAUGAUGUGGAGUCAGAUGUGAGAAUGGUUGCUGAUGAAUGUCUCAAUAAAGUAAUAAAAGCUUUGAUGGACUCUAGUCUUCCUAGGUUACAGUUAGAACUUUACAAAGAGAUUAAAAAGAAUGGUGCUUCUCGAAGUCUGCGUGCUGCCCUUUGGAGGUUUGCUGAACUUGCACAUCUUGUUCGACCCCAGAAAUGUCGACCUUAUUUUGUAAACCUUUUGCCCUGUCUAACAAGAGUGAGCAAGCGGUCUGAAGAAUCGGUACAAGAGACUCUGGCUGCAGCAAUACCAAAAAUCAUGGCAGCUUUUGGAAAUUUUGCAAAUGACAAUGAAAUCAAGGUUUUAUUGAAGGCAUUUGUAGCUAACCUUAAAUCGUGUUCCCCUACUAUACGUCGCACUGCAGCUGCUUCGGUAGUGAGCAUUUGUCAGCAUUCACGAAGAACACAGUAUUUUUAUUCUUGGCUUCUGCAUGUACUGUUAGGUUUAUUAUUUCCUAUGGAAGAUGAGUAUCCCAGUGUCUUAAUUCUUGGUGUCCUGCUCACCUUAAGAUAUCUGAUACCUUUACUGCAGCAGCAGGUGAAAGAUACAAGUCUUAAAGGUAGCUUUGGUGUGAUAAGGAAAGAAACAGAGAUUUCUCCUUCUUUAAAUCAACUUGUACAGGUUUAUGAAUUGAGUCUACAUUAUACACAGCAUCAAGACCACAAUGUUGUGACUGGCUCAUUAGAACUAUUGCAACAGCUUCUUCGAACACCACCUCCUAAUCUUCUCUUUGCCAUGACUACUGCUGGUGGCAUGACACAACCUUGUGUAUCCAAAGAGGAGAUUGCCACCAGAAACCGCAGUGACAGUAUAGUGGAACUUAUAGCUGGAGGGGGGUCUUCAUGCAGCCCUGUUUUUUCCAGAAAGCAAAAAGCUAAAAUAUUUCUUGGAGGUGAAGAAGAAGGUUUGGAAGAUGAUUCUGAAACAAGACCUGAAGUUACCAACACAAGCUUUGCAGCAUCCAUGAAGAGUGAGUUAACUAGUGAAUUAGCUUCUUCAGGCUUGUCAACAGCUACAAAUUCAGUAGGAGAUUCCUCAGGGUAUGACAUCAUAACUGAGCAACCACGUUCUCAACAUACACUACAGUCAGAGUCAGACUUGACAAAUUGUGAUUUGACAACUUCAGCUAACAAAGGAGAUAUAGAUGAUGAUGUUCUUAGCAGAAGCUCCAGCCAAAUCAGUGCUCUCCAGUCAGAUCCUACAGUAGACUUGAACAGUGGCACUCGGGCAUCCUCUCCCAUUAGUGACAGCUCUCAGACAACUACAGAAGGCCCAGAUUCAGCUGUGACCCCUUCAGAUUGUUCUGAAAUGAUUAUAGAAGGUGCUGAAAACCAGUAUUCUGGAAUGCAGAUUGGACAGUUGCAAGAUGAGGAGGAUGAAACUGCAAACGUACUCCAAGAUGAGAUGAUGGUUGAUCCAAGAAGUUCAUGUCUUGCCCUUCAAUCCCAUUUAUUAAAAAGCAUGGGUCAUAGCAGGCAGCCUUCUACCAGCAGCAUGGAUAAAUUUACAACAAAAGAAGAAACAGAGCUUGGUGAUCAUGAAAAUAAACUCUCCAGAAUUAAAGGAGAUAUAGGGAGUUAUACGGAUGAAAAUGCUGCUCCACUAGUUCACUGUGUACGUCUUCUGUCAGCUUCUUUUCUGCUUACCGGGGAGAAAGGAGCAUUGGUGCCAGAUAAAGAUGUAAGAGUCAGUGUGAAAGCUUUAGCAAUAAGCUGUAUAGGUGCAGCCGUUGCACUGCAUCCUGAAGCUUUCUUCAGCAAACUAUAUAAAAUGCCUUCUGAAACCAACAAAGAAGAGUGUGAAGAGGAGUUUGUAAAAGAUAUUGUGAAUUAUAUUGACCAUGGAGAUCCCCAGAUUAGAGGAGCAACAGCCAUUUUAUGUGGAACGAUAGUUUAUUCUAUUCUCACUAAAUCUCGCUUUGAUGUGGAAAAUUGGCUAGCAAGCAUAAGAGUUUCAACAGGAAAUAAAUUUUCACUGGUUGACUGUAUACCUUUGUUACAAAGAACUCUGAAAGAUGAAUCUUCAGUUACGUGUAAACUGGCUUGUACAGCUGUCAGGCAUUGCAUCACGAGUUUAUGCAGUAGCAGCUAUAGUGCCUUGGGUAUAAAAUUAAUGGUUGACCUUCUUACAUUAAGGAAUAGUUCCUAUUGGCUUGUUAGAACUGAGCUGUUAGAAACUUUUGCUGAGGUCGAUUUUCGGCUAAUCAGUUUUUUGGAAAGAAGGGCCGACAGCUUGCACAGAGGUGCUCAUCAUUAUACUGGAUUGUUAAAACUUCAGGAUCGUGUACUCAACAAUGUUGUCAUUUCCCUGCUUGGAGAUGAAGAUCCCAGAGUGAGGCAUGUUGCUGCUGCUACUUUAGUAAGGCUUGUUCCAAAGCUGUUUUAUAAUUGUGACCAAGGACAAGCUGAUCCAGUAGUAGCAGUAGCAAGGGACCAAAGUAGUGUCUACCUAAAGCUGCUAAUGCAUGAAACUCAACCUGCUUCUCAGUUUGCAGUAAGCACUAUAACCAGAAUUUACAGAGGAUGUAAUGUGCUGCAAGGUCCAACAGACAUAACAGUGGAAAAUAACCUUUCUAGAGUUAUUUCAGCGGUUUCCCAUGCCUUUAUAAGAUCAUCAACAAGAUCUCUAACAUUUGGCUGCUGUGAAGCUUUAUGUCUUCUGUCUACGUCAUUUCCAGUUUGCACCUGGAAUGUCGGAUGGCACUGUGGCUUUUCACUGCUGGGUUCUACAGAAGAGUCUCAAAAGAAUACUACUAUUGGAAUGGCAGGGCUGGUUCUGUCCCUUCUUUCAUCAGCUUGGCUUCCACUAGACCUGUCAGCCCAUCAAGAUGCUUUGAUAUUGGCGGGAAAUUUGCUUGCAGCUAGUGCUUCAAAAUCUUUGAAAAACCCUUGGACUAAUGAAGAUGACACUAAUGCUGGUGCUACUAAACAGGAGGAGCCAUGGCCAGCUCUAGCAGACAGGACUAUUGUUGUUUUGAUAGAGCAAAUGUUCUCCCACUUGCUAAAGGUCAUUAAUAUUUGUGCUCAUGUAUUGGAUGAUGUUGUUCCUGGCCCAACAAUAAAGGCAACAUUACCAUCUCUGACAAAUCCACCUUCUUUGAGUCCAUUGAAAGGACGCAAAGGAAAAGAAAAAGAGAUUGCUGAACAGACCUCUGUACCAAUGAGCCCCAAAAAGACAAGUGAAAACAGCCCAGCCGCUAGACAAACUGAUGCUUCAGGUCCUGCUCCUGCAAGUAAAUCAUCAUCACUGGGCAACUUCUAUCAUCUUCCUUCAUAUCUGAAGUUAUAUGAUGUUUUGAAAGCUACUCAUGCCAACUAUAAGGUUACACUGGAUCUCCAGAACAGCAAUGAAAAGUUUGGUGCAUUCCUGCGAUCUGCUUUGGAUGUUCUGUCUCAGAUUUUAGAGCUGGCAACUCUUCAGGACAUUGGAAAAUUUGUGGAAGAAAUUUUGGGUUAUCUAAAAUCCUGUUUCACCAGAGAACCAAUGAUGGCAACCUUAUGUGUACAGCAGUUACUGAAGACAUUGUUUGGCACAAAUUUGGCUUCACAAUAUGAUUGCUUGUCCUCAAACCCAAGCAGAUCUCAAGGCAAAGCCCAGCGCUUAGGUUCUUCAAAUCUGAGGCCUGGACUUUAUCAUUAUUGCUUCAUGGCUCCUUAUACACAUUUCACUCAGGCACUUGCUGAUGCCAGUUUAAGAAAUAUGAUGCAGGCUGAACCAGAACAUGAUACUUCUGGCUGGUUUGAUAUAUUGCAGAAAGUUUCUUCACAACUUAAAACUGGCAUGACAAGUGCAGUGAAGCAUCGUGCUGACAAGUGUUUCUUUCUCUUCCUUUUCCUCCCCAGGGAAUCAGAAGCAAUUAUUCCUAGUGUGUUUUUCUUCCUGGUAUUACUGUCUUAUGAACGCUACCACUCCAAGCAAAUAAUUGGAAUUCCUAAAAUUAUUCAGCUCUGUGAUGGGAUAAUGGCCAGUGGAAGAAAAGCUGUUACACAUGCAAUACCUGCUCUACAACCAAUUGUUCAUGAUCUCUUUAUAUUAAGAGGAACAAACAAAGCUGAUGCUGGUAAAGAACUGGAAACACAAAAAGAAGUAGUGGUCUCAAUGUUGUUGCGACUUAUCCAAUACCAUCAGGUUCUGGAGAUGUUCAUCCUAGUAUUACAACAAUGUCACAGAGAGAAUGAAGACAAGUGGAAAAGAUUAUCUCGGCAGAUAGCAGACAUUAUUCUCCCAAUGCUGGCAAAACAACAGAUGCAGAUAGAUUCCCAUGAAGCUCUGGGGGUAUUGAACACUUUAUUUGAAAUAUUGGCACCAUCAGCUCUUCGUCCAGUAGACAUGCUUUUAAGGAGCAUGUUUGUAACUCCAAGUACAAUGGCUUCAGUGAGCACUGUCCAGUUAUGGAUAUCUGGCAUUCUUGCUAUUCUCCGUGUUUUGAUUUCUCAAUCAACAGAAGACAUUGUGCUUUCUCGCAUUCAAGAGCUCUCCUUCUCACCAUAUUUAAUCUCAUUGCAAACAAUUAGCAGAUUACGAAAUGGUGAAAAUAUUGCUGUAACAGCUCAGGAAGAAACUCUAGAAGAGCAAAAUAAAUAUUUGCCUGAAGAGACCAUUUCCAGGUUCUUAUUACAGUUAGUGGGAAUUUUGCUUGAAGAUAUUACUAGUAAACAUUUGAAUGUGGAUAUGAAUGAGCAACAGCAUACAUUCUAUUGCCAAGAGUUGGGCACACUGCUUAUGUGCUUAAUUCAUACCUUCAAAUCAGGAAUGUUCAGAAGAAUCACAGCUGCAGCCAGCAAGCUUUUUACAGGAGAUGGAUUUGAUCAUCAUUUCUAUACUCUUGAAAGUUUAAAUGAUCUUGUUCAGUCAAUGAUACCCACACAUCCUUCUUUAGUGCUCCUGUGGUGUCAGAUCUUACUACUUGUUAAUUAUACAGAUAGCACCUGGUGGUCAGAAGUGCAUCAGACACCAAAAAGACACAGUCUUUCCACUACUAAAUUGCUUAGUUCUCAAACAUGUGAAGGUAGUAAUGAAAUAGAUUCAGAAUUCAAACUUGGUAUGUGCAAUCGAGAGAUAGUUCGAAGAGGCGCACUCAUCCUUUUUUGUGAUUAUGUGUGUCAAAAUCUGCAUGAUUCAGAACAUUUAACCUGGUUGACAGUGAAUCAUGUUCAAGAUCUUAUUAAUCUGUCUCAUGAACCCCCAGUGCAAGACUUAAUUAGUGCCAUUCACAGGAAUUCUGCAGCAAGUGGACUUUUCAUCCAGGCUAUUCAGUCACGUUGUGAGAACUUUGCAGCACCAACUGCAGUAAAGAAGACAUUACAAUGCCUAGAGGGAAUUCACCUGAGUCAGUCAGGUGCUGUAUUAAUACUAUAUGUGGAUAAGCUUUUAUGUACACCAUUCCGUGUGUUGGCUCGCAUGGUUGACACCCUUGCUUGCCGUCGAGUAGAAAUGCUUUUAGCUGCAACUGUGCAGAACAGCACUGCUCAGUUACCAGUUGAAGAACUGGAUAGAAUUCAAGAAUAUCUACAAAAUAGUGGAUUAGCACACAGACACCAAAGACUCUACUCACUCUUGGAUAGGUUUCGCCUCAUUGUAGCCCCAGAAACAAGUAGUCCAUCACCUUUGGUUACUGCACACCCAAUGGAUGGGGAGCACCCGCCUGCUCUUGAAACUGUAGUUCCAGACAAAGAUUGGUAUAUUUCGCUAGUGAAAUCACAGUGCUACGUGAAAUCAUCCUCGGCUUUGUUAGAAGGUGCAGAGUUGGUGAAUCGGCUUCCUCAGCAGGAACUGAGUUCUUUUAUGAUGCAUAAGGACUUCAACAUAAGCCUUCUGGCUCCAUGUUUAAGCCUUGGCAUGUAUGAAAUCACCAAAGACCGGAAGAGCCUUUUUGAAACUGCCAGUAGGGUAACUCUUAAUCACGUGUCUGCGGUUGUACAAAAGCUUCCCAACAGUCAUCAAGUUUUUCAGACAUUGAAACCAUUUGAAACAACAACAUAUUGGAACAAGCUGAGUGAUAUCUUUGGUGACACAGUGGUGUAUCAAUCUACAAUGGUCUUAUCUCAUGCUUUAAGCCAAUAUCUGGUAUUGCUUUCUAAACUGCCGACCUCUCUGUGCAUUCCACAUGACAGAGAGAGUGACAUUCUGAAGUUUGUUGUAAUGUUACUAGAGAUGCUUUCAUGGCAUUUAAUACACAAAUAUAUUCCACUAAGUAUAGAUCUCCAGGCUGUAUUGGAUUGCUGUUGUUUGGCAUUGCAACAGUCUAAUUUAUGGAAUUUGCUGGCUUCAGCAGAAUAUAUGACACAUGCUUGCUCUCUCAUCAACUGUGUUCGAUUUAUUAUAGAGGCAGUGGCGGUUGAGCCUGGAAAUCGUCUUCUUAGUCCUGAAAGGAAGAAGAGUAAUACAAGAACUGCUAGUGAAAAUGAAGUGGAUUUACAAGCAUCAAAAUUUCAGUAUAUUACAGCUACUUGUGAAACAGUGGCAGAGUUGGUGGAAUGUAUACAAUCUGUCUUGGCCUUGGGGCACAAGAAAAACAGCAAUAUCCCAGCAUUCCUUACUCCUGUUCUUAAGAAUAUUAUCAUCAGUUUAUCCAGGCUGCCUUUAGUAAACAGCUUUGCAAGAAUUCCACCCUUGGUCUGGAAGCUGGGCUGGUCUCCAAAGCCCAUAGGUGAUUUUGGCACAACAUUCCCAGAAAUCCCUGUAGAGUUUCUUCAAGAGCGAGAAGUAUUCAAAGAGUUUAUUUAUCGAAUUAACACAUUGGGAUGGACAAACCGCAUGCAGUUUGAAGAGACUUGGGCUACUCUUCUCGGUGUUCUUGUAACCCAGCCAAUUGUAAUUGAUCAAGAGGAAAACCAACAAGAGGAAGACACAGAAAGGACGCAAAUAAAUGUUCUAGCUGUUCAAGCCAUAACAUCCUUGGUGUUAAGUGCAAUGACAAUACCACUGGCCGGCAAUCCAUCUGUUAGUUGCUUGGAACAGCAACCUCGAAACAAAGCUUUAAAGGCUCUAGAUACAAGGUUUGGAAGGAAAUUAAAUGUCAUCAGAGGAAUUGUAGAACAAGAAAUCCAAGAAAUGGCAUCCAAGAGAGAUAACAUUGCUACUCAUCACUUGUAUCAAGCAUGGGAUCCAGUUCCAUCUCUAUCCCCUUCCAUUACAGGUGCUCUUAUCAGCCAUGAAAAACUUUUAUUGCAGAUCAAUACAGAGCGUGAAAUUGGAAAUAUGGGAUAUAAACUAGGACAGGUGUCUAUCCACUCUGUAUGGCUGGGAAAUAGUAUCACACCACUGCGAGAAGAAGAGUGGGAUGAAGAUGAAGAUGAUGAGGGCGAUAUGCCUGCCCCUUCCUCACCACCAUCCUCUCCCAUCAAUUCCAGGAAGCAUCGUGCUGGUGUAGACAUACAUUCCUGUUCUCAGUUUUUACUGGAGCUGUACAGUCAGUGGAUUUUGCCAUCAAAUCCGAAUAAAAGAACUCCAGUUAUUCUGAUCAGUGAAGUUGUUCGAUCUCUUUUAGCUGUAUCUGACUUAUUUACAGAAAGGAAUCAGUUUGAAAUGAUGUACACAACAUUAACAGAACUACGGAAAGUACACCCCUCAGAAGAUGAGAUUCUUGUUCAAUAUUUGGUACCAGCUACAUGUAAAGCAGCUGCUGUUCUUGGAAUGGAUAAAGCUGUAGCAGAGCCAGUAAGCCGCCUUCUUGAUUCAACAUUACGCAGUACUCACAUGCCAAACCGGAUAGGAGCUCUCCAUGGGAUUCUUUAUAUUCUUGAAUGUGACCUGCUUGAUGAAACAGCAAAGCAGCUCAUUCCAGUGAUCACUGAAUAUCUCCUUUCUAAUUUGAGGGGAAUAGCACACUGUGUCAACAUCCACAAUCAGCAGCAUGUCUUAGUAAUGUGUGCAGUGGCAUUCUAUUUAAUAGAAAAUUAUCCACUUGAUGUAGGACCUGAAUUCUCAUCAAGUAUUAUACAGAUGUGUGGAGUGAUGUUGUCUGGAAGUGAAGAACUGACACCAUCCAUUACUUACCAUUGUGUCUUGAGGGGCUUAGAACGACUUCUUCUUUCAGAACAACUCUCUAGGCUGGAUUGUGAAUCAUUAGUUAAACUGAGCGUUGACAGAGUGAAUGUACACAGCCCUCACAGAGCCAUGGCUGCAUUGGGGUUAAUGCUGACUUGUAUGUAUACAGGAAAAGAGAAAAUCAGUCCAGUGCGUGUUACAGAUCAUAACCAAACCACCCCAGACAGCGAGUCGGUAAUUGUGGCUAUGGAACGAGUUUCUGUUCUUUUUGACAGGGUCAGAAAAGGAUUUCCUUUUGAAGCCAGAGUAGUAACUCGGAUUCUCCCUCAGUUUCUGGAUGACUUUUUCCCCCCACAAGAUGUCAUGAAUAAAGUUAUUGGAGAGUUUUUAUCUAACCAGCAGCCAUAUCCACAGUUUAUGGCAUCUGUGGUAUAUAAGGUAUUUCAGAGAUUGCAUACCACUGGCCAGUCAUCCAUGGUCCGUGAUUGGGUGAUGUUGUCACUCUCCAACUUCACACAGAGAACACCUGUUGCCAUGGCAAUGUGGAGUCUGUCUUGUUUCUUUGUCAGUGCUUCUACCAGCCAAUGGAUUUCAGCAAUUCUUCCACACAUUAUCAGCAGAAUGGGAAAAUCGGAACAAAUUGACAUUAACCUCUUCUGCUUGGUGGCUAUAGACUUUUACAGACAUCAAAUAGAUGAAGAAUUGGAUCGCAGAGCCUUUCAAUCUGUAUUUGAAGUGGUAGCUUCACCAGGAAAUCCUUAUCAUUGCCUGCUAACUUGCUUGCAGAAUUUUCACAAGAUCACAGCAUGCUGAAUCGGUGGCAAAGAGAUUAUGACGAAAUGGAAUAUUGAAACUUCAUGUAUGAACUGAAUCUGACAAAUGAGAAUUUGAAGUUUACAAAGGUUCAGAUCCCAUCUUGGGGUUUGGGUUUUAUUCACUGCUACUUUUCCAUCCUCCUUUGCAUAAACUUGAAUCAACCCUUGCAAUGUGCAUUACAUAAGUAGCUGGAAAGAGAAGGGGUCAUUCGAAAAGAAUAUCAAUUUGCUGUAAAGUUUUGAGCAUUAUUAUAUAAAAUACAAAUACUGGAUGCAAAACAAAUUGUUUCUGUCAGCUUAUGUCACUGUGCUGCUAACACUGAACUUGAUGAAUACUCUGUUCCACAAUGCAAAUCAUAGCCAUUUAAAAACCAAAAAUGCUUAAUUUUUAUGUAACUGUUCAGUUGUAGCAUAAUAUUGAUCAGAGGCUUUAUUCCCUUUAUGUCUCAAAGGAGAAAGAAAAGAGACUUUAAACACACCCAGCAUUUAAUAUUUCUGUCUGGAUGUUCUCUAACAUAUUGUGGCAUUGGGGAAUGAGAGGGGAGUAGACUUACAUAACCAUACUUCCAUUUUUUUAACCUCAAAAUUUGAAACUAUAUAUUGGGUAAAAAAAAGCCUAUAAAUAUUUCUAUAUUAUGUAUAGUAUGUAAAGAUGUAGGAUGGUGCACCACAAGAAAAAGGCUCGCAGUAUGAAAUCACUCUCAUUGAAUGUCUUGACACCUGUAGUCCUACUUACAAUUUCUUACCAUAUGUUCUUCCUCAUGUAUAUUUUUUAAAUCACUUUGGUGUACAAGUUUCAUUUUAAGCCCUGUAUUUGAUUUAUUGGAUGUAACUAUUUGAAAAACAUGAAUAUAUUGAUUAGUUUAAGUUUGUUAUCAGAGACAAUUUUUUAAGAAUACUUUGGGUUCACUUUGGAUAUUUGAAUGGGGAAAAGGGACUAGCCACUGCAGCAAGAAUUUUUAAUUGUACCACAAUUUUAGAAAAGCAGAGGUUUUCUUUGCAGGCAGCAAAUCAAACAUUUCCCUGCUAGGUUUUCUUAUUUAAAUCAAUAUAUUAUAUUUGCAUUGAGAAAACAUUGCUAUGCGUAUAGGUUAAGAACCAGAUCUGAUUCUACUUACUCUGGAGCUAGCUGAGAUAUUUUAUAUACAGGCAGACAAAAUUCUGUGUUUUAGCACUUUGCCAAUGCACAUGUAUAAGACAAACAAUAAUACAUGUUAAAAUUCCACAUCAAUUGUAUAUUCUGGGAAGAAAUUGUCAACUUUACUUAUGGAGAUACAGGGGAAAGUUCAACAUUUUGGUUUUCAGUAAUGUUCCUGUAUAUUUAAUAGUCUUAACAUUUCUUGCCAGCAAAAAUAUAGUUUUAUCAAGAGGAAUGUGGACUUUGCAUUUGUGUAUAUAAUAUGUGUAAAAUUAAUUAUACAUGUGACUGCAUUUGAUGUAUACAUAUGUGUAUAUUGUAUUUAUUAAACUGAUGGCGUUAAACUGUUUCCUAUUUGUAUACCAGCCAUUACUGCAUUUGAAUAUAAUUUGAUUAAAAAGUAAUUGUUCCAUG